AUGUCUCAAAUCCCUCCUGAAUGGUGCUCCUAUGCAAGUCAUGCGGCAUUUGUCAGGAGUAGUAUGUGCCAACUACCCAUGAUACCCGAGGAUUGGGCAUUGCACACCACCCACAUGGCCAGUGAAUGGGUUGAUCAGCAAUUUCUGGCUCAUAUAGCUGGUAGACCAUUAGUGAACCCGCUGCUAGGCUUGGACGUCUAUAUGAUGCUUUCAUGUGGGCAACUGGCUUUGCGCAUGGCCAAAGCAUAUCAACAUCUGAUCAAAUUGGACAUUGACAUCAUCCAAUAUAACAAGGCGCUUGCAAAACAUGAAUCCGGGAUGAAUGAUGCCCAAGAAGAGGCUUUGUUGGCAAAGUUUCCCCCAGCCGAGAAGAUCAUGUUAGACAGUCCUUCAGUGGUGAUUGAUGCUGGCUAUAGGAUUAUCCUCUGGUACAUUCCAGAUGGGCUGAGUCCUUGGGUGCAAAAUGAUAUGUAUGCGGCCACCCUCUCCAUGGGGGAUCUUCUCAAGAAGAGCAUCACCAAUCAGAAAGGGAGCACCCCUUGUUGGUUCCAGCAAGGCCACAAGUGCUAUGGACCCCCUCCCGACAAUCUGGAUGAUGGGUUCAAACCUGAAGUCUCCCUCACCCUCAAGGGUGAAAGGAGUCUAUCUAUGAUCAUGGAUAUGCAAAGGCCCACUCUGCUUGUGUCUGUUGCAUUGCAGGUCAUGCACCCUCAGCUCUAUUGGGCUUCAGUGUCAUAUCCCACAAUCCGGACCCACAUUCCAUCAUAUUCCCACGCCUUCCGAGCCUACAUCUGGACCCCACUUCAUAUCCAGCUCAUUCCCAGAUCCCCUUCCGCUGUGCUCCACACCUCAGCAGGAUUGACUAUGCUCCGGAUUUACCCCUGA
Molecule: messenger RNA, 885 nt
Organism: Suillus subaureus
Lineage: Eukaryota; Fungi; Basidiomycota; Agaricomycetes; Boletales; Suillaceae
Exons: 5
Coding region: 1-885 (294 amino acids)
Source: RefSeq, a predicted model, not a curated record